AAGUAGAAUAAUGUACAUUCGUGUCUUGUAUCGGUUUAUAGUAUGUGGUAUUACACGUAUAUAUACAUAUACCAGGACUCUAAUUGACAUUUACAUCCCUAGUUUGCCAGGGAGCGACACGAGGCUCAUCAGUUGUCAUUACGCGAAGCAAGAGCAAUGGCUAACCUCAUCUUCAUUUUUAUAUUAGUUCUUUUGUUACAGUGCAGGCCAACAAAUGGAUGCAGAUCAGGAGGCCGCCGUUAUUAUAAGGAAGGAAGCUGUACAUCGUGUGCUGCUGGCUGUAAGGACGGGAGAUGUAAUGAUGAUGGUAGCUGUAGCUGUAAAGCUCAGUGGGCCGGACGUGGCUGCAAAACAAGAUGCAGGUAUGGUUAUUACGUGUACGCACGGAUGUGUAAGAGGUGUAGUACCUGGUGCCAGUCGCGGGGGUGUAAUCCUGAUGACGGCACAUGCAAAUGCAGACUUGGUUGGGCAGGACGUCGUUGCACAAUACAAAUGCCGGUAUCAGCAGUUCAAAUAUCUCCAGAGGCAUCGACCCAGAGUACAAUGAGGCCAGCCAACGCUGCCACACUCUCUCUCACAGAUAAAGCUCGUACCGCGAAACCCAGUAUGACGGGCUCGACCAGCAGUGUCACAGUCUCCCUCACAGGGACACCUCGGACGUCAACCACGUUGGAAAAUGUCACAAACACCGAACCGGAACAAGGUGGAGAGCUGUUGAAGAGUGCAGAAAACCAAACUUGGCCAUACAUACUCAUAUAUAGUUUGACGCCAGUCGUGAUUAUAUCAUGUACCAUACUGGGCCUGUCCUUGGCGAUAAAAAGAAGACGCUCAAGGAAGACUUCCACGAACUCUGGGGCCAAGGUACCCUCCACAACAGACGGUCUGGGGGCAGGACAGGCGGUACAACUCGCCGACGUUUCGGAGGCGGGUGAAGACAGACAUUAUGACGUUAUUCAUGAACCAGUGACUCAAGUCGAUGCCAGUGAUGCAGAUAAACCAGAUCAUGUCACGGAUGAGAAUGUGUAUGCAGUUCCCUUCGAGAACAGGGAUGUCAAUUUCUAUGAAAAUACUUGCCAAAGUACGGACGGAAAUAUGUAUGCAAUUCCUACAGCAAAUAUGGACACACAUGUCUAUGAAGGAAUUAAAACACGUACAAAAAUAUCAAGAAAGUAAUUACAACGUACUACUUCAUAUACCUUUUAGCUUCCUUGUAGAUACUAAUGUCUGCUAAACACCGAGAGCAAUAAUUAAGUUGGUGAAAGUACUUAUGUAUUUCUGGAAACAUUUUUGAAUAUCAUAUACAAAAUUUAUUUGACUUCAUUUCCACAUCUAUGAGAUAGUAAGGAAUAUAUAGUCAACGCCUGUUGUAAAAACCUAUUUUAAUUUGUUAUACAAUAUGCUAUAUAUCGGAUUAAUAUUUUCAAACAGCGCCGAUUUUUAUAUAAUAAUCCUCACAUUAUACCAAAACGUUUAACACUUUAUUAUGUAUAUACGGACUGAAAGGAGAUCUAUUAAAAAAUCAACCUUUUAAAUAUUCUUACAAAGUACAUAUUUACACAAAAAAGAGUUAUGUGUGAUUUCGUUGUUAUCUCUCCUAUUUUAUUGACAAAACAUGCAGGGUGAACCUUUCUACAUUUUUUAGGGUUCCAACACCCCCUCCCUUGAAUCGGUAAUACCAUCUAAUUAUCUCAUUUGCUCACCCUUGGGAGGGGGGAGAUAUGCAUUGUUGAAUGAACAGUUCUUUACAUGAAUAUUUUAGUUGUACAUAUAUAAUGUUGUACUGUCUUAAAUAUUGCUUCAUUUUCUGUAAGGAAGCCUUUGCGUACGCCAUUAAAUUUUAAUAAAUGUUGAAUCUGCGGACCAAACACGAUAUCAUAUACGUCCCGCGUAUCACAUCGCUGAGUACCGAAUACCCUCUAAAUAGACCCCUGAAUCCCGCGUACCAAAAGGGGGUUGGCAGCCUUAUUUUGGGGACGUUUUUAAUAAACUAGACUUGAAGUUGAGAAGCCUCUGUAUGCACGGUAUCUGUAAGCCCUGAAAAAUAAUAUAAAACACGGUAAUACUCACCACAGCGUACAUAAUAUACACCUUUUUUAAAUAUGGAAACAGGAUAGAUGAUAUAAAUAAAUGAAGAUGUCUUAGUCAUAAAAAAACGAAAAAAAAAAAAAAAUAUCAAGCGCAUGUAUUUGCCCCGGGAAUGAUUUUACAACAAAUGCCAAA
Haliotis rufescens (red abalone) is the source of this 2220-nucleotide messenger RNA. Its product is annotated as multiple epidermal growth factor-like domains protein 9. The transcript is spliced from 7 exons. The record is from RefSeq and is a predicted model, not a curated record. Lineage: Eukaryota; Metazoa; Mollusca; Gastropoda; Lepetellida; Haliotidae. The coding region runs from base 157 to 1173 and encodes 338 amino acids.